AUGCAGUCCCCAGAGCACCUGGGUUUGGAUCAUCUGCAGCCGCUUCGUCGAGCCCUAUCCAAUGUCCUUUCCGCACCAGUGGCCGAGUUCACAUUUGCUCAAAUUAUCGAUGGACAGCCAACCAGGAGAGUCUAUGCGAAUGACCAUUUCUUCAGAGACGGGUUGCCUGUAAUGGAUCAUGAGGAUCUGUGCCCUGGUUCGGUUGAAAGGACUCGAGCAUUCCGCUCAGACUUUGACAUACUCGACUUGAAAUUUGAGCCAAAUAUUAUUCAGGCGUACCAGGACACGCUGCCGGGUACAAUCGCGUGGAAGUUACGGCUCCUCGAACUUGUCGUGACUGCAUGUCAUGAUAUCGCUGUCUACCUCUAUCAGAUGGACAAUGGAGUUCACAAACAUGCGGAACACCAAGCCUGGCGGGCAAAAAAGCUCGAUACUCUCUCAGAAGACGACCUGAUGGAGAGGAGAAAACUACCACCGCCCACACUUUUCUGGACAAGCGCCUAUAGAGACUGGUCAAGCUACCCAAACGGUCUAGCUGACAUGGCUGGAUACUGGGCGGAGGUGCAGCUGUUCGGCGGCGUUGUCCUUUUCGACCGAGGUGAGAGCGAAAAAGAGUGCAAUGGUGUUUACAUACACAACCGACGCUACACCACCAUUGCGCCGCCAACAGAAGCGCAGUUCAAGAACAUCAUUGCAUUUCUAUUAUCAGAAAGUCCAGACUACGACCACUGUCCUCUUCCAAUCGAAAUCACACCAGACAACAAAUGGCGCUGGGACCCGUAUGAUGCCAGGACGACGUACCAUAUCUUCAAAAGUCGCCACGACAUCCCCAACAGUCCGCGCCCCCGCCGCAAGGACGUGAUCACGGCGAACAACUGGCCAGAAAUCAUCGACCAUUCUAAGAUUUCAGGAGAAGAUUUCGAAGAGAGGCCCUCCGACGAGGCUGAGAAAGUUAGAGCAAGGGAGAGGAUUGCAAUGACUAUCUCUCCUAACUCUAGGUUAUGGGAAACUUUCAAGAAGGAUAUCAUGAGGCUUCAACCUGAUGAGAAGAGGCAGGGGCGGCCACCAUACUUCUUCGAUUCCUAA
Molecule: messenger RNA, 1086 nt
Organism: Diaporthe amygdali
Lineage: Eukaryota; Fungi; Ascomycota; Sordariomycetes; Diaporthales; Diaporthaceae
Exons: 3
Coding region: 1-1086 (361 amino acids)
Source: RefSeq, a predicted model, not a curated record